Molecule: messenger RNA, 911 nt
Organism: Spirodela intermedia
Lineage: Eukaryota; Viridiplantae; Streptophyta; Magnoliopsida; Alismatales; Araceae
Source: the annotation of a GenBank genome assembly
AUGAGAAAGAGAAGGAUCAACUGUCUCUCAGAUCCAUCGUCGGUGAUAAAACCCUAAUAGAGGAAGGAGAAGGACGAAUGGUGACCUGUUUAUCACAUCCCAUCGACCAGAAAACCCUAGGAGAGGACCCAUAGCAGGGACCUCCAUUCAUGCGGUGGCGGCGAUCCAUAAAUCACCCGCAACCCAUGAUUGUAUGUUGACUUUAUAAAUACUUCCUACUAUAUCGUCAUCCCCUCUUGGGCGCAGACGGCGAUGGCUCUGGCGAUGGCGGUGGCGGCGUCGGCGGCGGCGAUCGCUCACGUCGGCAAGUACGGCGAGCCCAAAGCCGGCUGGGUAUCGGUUUGCGGCUACUUCCCGAACUUCUGCCACCGAACGGGCCUCUCCCUGGUUCUGUGCUUCGUCGGCUUCAUCAGCUGCUUCCUCUCCACCGCCACCAUGCACGUUGCUGGCGCAGAUCCCCAACUAUGACAGCCACGUCCGCUUCCCGUAGCUCUGUAAUUAUUUAGGGUUUCCGUCGAUGGCGGGUAGGCGUCGUUUAGGGUUUCUGAAGGCCCGCAACUUCUAUUUUGGGUGUCUUCCUGAUUCUCCAUUUUUAUUUUGAGUGUUCCCCCGCCGUCAUUAAGACUUCCUAGUUUCGUGGUGUUCUUCUUUAGCUUCUCCUGCUCUCCAGACUAACCAAAUGCCCUCUUGGACUGAGCUUUGUUUCUGAAUGAAGUUGACCUUUGGAGCCUCAGCCCAGAACCCUAUACCCUAGAACCAGAGCCUCUAACUUUUUGUGGCGUAUUAGCAACCUUGUCGGCAGGGAAAAACGCAAUUUUCAUACAAACAAGAGCCACUGCUAUAACUUUUUUCUAAUUUUUUACAUAUCGCAUUCCCAUAAACAGCUAAGAAAGACGAAUCCUUGUGCUUAG